AUGGCGUCUUUGAUCAACAAACCGUUGACGUCUGUAUACAGCUCGAAGGCGGAGUUGUGCCUCGAAGCUCGGUUCUUGAAACGGUGGCGUCCUGGGCUCACUUAUCUGAGUCUCAAGAAGUCUAACAACGUCUGUUUUCCGAUAGUCUGCAAAGCUGUGUCUGUUCAGCCACAAACGGAAGUCAAAGGCCUCAACAUAGCUGAAGAUGUUUCGCAAGAUGUUAAUAAUGGAUAA
Molecule: messenger RNA, 234 nt
Organism: Ilex paraguariensis (yerba mate)
Lineage: Eukaryota; Viridiplantae; Streptophyta; Magnoliopsida; Aquifoliales; Aquifoliaceae
Source: the annotation of a GenBank genome assembly